Molecule: messenger RNA, 1677 nt
Organism: Dermacentor andersoni
Lineage: Eukaryota; Metazoa; Arthropoda; Arachnida; Ixodida; Ixodidae
Source: RefSeq, a predicted model, not a curated record
AUGGGCAAGAAGUGCUUUGUACCGAAUUGCAAGUCGGGGUAUCGGACAUGCACGGAGCGUGUGUCGCUUUUCAAGGCUCCGCGUGAACCCGAACGUUUAGAAAAGUGGCGACGGGCGAUUCCGAGAGCAGACAGAGUUUUGCAGCCUACCGACCACGUGUGCGCGAAGCACUUCCCGAAUGAAGUGAUCUCUGCAACAUAUCACGCGGAAUACAAGGGGAACGUCCUUCUGCACGCACAAAAAAAGCCGGUGCUCUCACCCGACGCUGUGCCUAGCAUUUUCCCGAAUUGCCCAGGAUACUUGACUGUGCAGCAAAAAACGAGAAAACCUCCGCGGAAACGGCAGGCUCUGCCGCCGACUUCUCAGAAGCCUAAGAAGCAAGGACAGCCAGAAGCGUCGAAUGCUUCUGAAGAGCUACACCUGGCCGUUGAAAAUACACCAAGUUUAUUGCUGGUUGACACAACGAGUUCAAAAUAUUCUGAUGCCGAAUCAACAGACGCGCCUUGUAAGAGGCCACGCUUGGAUUUCAGCAGCGUCGCGCCCCCUCCACGUGAAGAAAAGGAUCCUUUUCAACACGAUACUGACACAUUGAGUGGCACAUGCACUGCCGACGCACCUAGUCACACAGCUGAAAAGCAACAAGUUUCUUCCUCAUCUCAAAAAACUACGGAGCAAGAGAGAAGUCAUGGACCAACGCAAGAGCAGCGACCCACCGAGUCCCUGUUCCUCCAGGACGGAGGACAGCAAAUGACAAUUUCCGCUCUGUCAGGCUGUGCUUCCAGCCUUAAACUCCCAAGUGAAGCCUGGGCAGUCCAAGUUUCUGACAGAUUUGGGGUUAAAUCUGUUGUUUUCAGUGAGCUAGAAUUGCCGAAAGAGAGUAACCAGGCGCCUUUUCAUAGAAAAGUACUAGAAGUAACCACAUCACAUAAUGACUCCUUGUCAGUGAAAUGUUUUGUUUAUGGCCGUUUUGUUAACGUACAGACCAUAAGUUCUGGUUUGCCCAUGAAUUCCCUAGCUGAUAUAGAGUGUGCAGUACGGGUCUUUCAUGAAAUGCAUGUGUGUGCAGGUGGUCCCAGUGGUGAAAUGUACAAUAAUAUACGCCCCGAGUGCGCAUAUAUUGACAAAUGUGGAACCUGGCGGCACAACCGUUGCCUACUAGUGACAGAGAGUACAAGUUGCAAUGCAUGUGCUAAGUUAAAAGAUGUACUUCGUAUUCAUGCUGCACGAAAGAAAAAGAAUUCUCAACUGAAACACAUUCGCAUUCCGGCCAGUCCAUCGAAAAAAACACGCAUUGAAAUGUUGCGGCGCGCCAGGAUUGCCUGCUACAAGUCAAAAGUGCGGCUUCAAAAACAAAAACAUAAUCUUGAACAAGAAUUGGCUAACUGCAAAUCAAAACUAGUAGAAAUCAGUAAUGAAACACUCGAACGCCUUUCCAGAGAAGCAAACCUUCCUGAAGCGCAAAAGCUGGUGUUGAAAGACGAGCAACAGCGCCUGCUCGAGUGCUUCAAUGAGAUCUGGCAGUCAGGGCAGGUGCCAGAGGCAUGGCACACAGCCAUUGUGGCACCCAUCCUCAAGGCCAGAAAACCGGCUAGGGAACUGUCAUCCUAUCAACCGAUCUCCUUCACCUCCGCUGCCUGCAAGGUGAUGGUGGUCAUGCCUCUGGCACGACUUGACUGA